This is a messenger RNA of Fukomys damarensis (Damara mole-rat), 11454 nucleotides long. It is a transcript of the gene B3galt5, whose product is annotated as beta-1,3-galactosyltransferase 5. Gene Ontology annotation, cellular component: membrane. The transcript has 2 exons. Lineage: Eukaryota; Metazoa; Chordata; Mammalia; Rodentia; Bathyergidae. The record is from RefSeq and is a predicted model, not a curated record. Gene Ontology annotation, molecular function: N-acetyl-beta-D-glucosaminide beta-(1,3)-galactosyltransferase activity. Bases 141 to 1067 code for a protein of 308 amino acids.
CAAAAUCAUCAUUUUUGAUCAACAAACCAAACCUGGAACCUGAUGGUGUGGCCUGCUGACGGCUCUUCUACCCAAACGUGCUCUUAGCAUCUGCGCUGUGGCUGAGCUUUCCAACCACUGGGCCUCUUACCCACCGAAAAAUGGCUUCCUGGAAGAUGAAGUUCAUGUAUGCCUGCCUGCUGGGGAUUGGGGUGCUCUGUCUGUACUUCAGCAUGGAUCCUUUUGAACAAGGGAUAUUUAUUUUUAAGAAAAACUAUGGGCAGUUCCUUCAGCUCCCGGACAUCGACUGCAGGCAGAAUCCCCCCUUCCUCGUCCUGCUGGUGACGUCCUCCCAUAAGCAGGUGGCAGCUCGCAAGGCCAUCCGGGAGACGUGGGGCCAAGAGCAGGUAGUGAGAGGACAGCUGGUGAGAACCUUCUUCCUCUUGGGGAUCACGGCCAGUGAGGACGAGAUGACAGUGGUGGCCCAGGAGAGCCAGCAGCAUGGGGACAUCAUUCAGAAGGACUUCAAGGAUGUCUACUUCAACCUGACCCUGAAGACCAUGAUGGGCAUAGAAUGGGUCCACCGCUACUGUCCUCAGGCAGCUUUUGUGAUGAAAACGGACACGGAUAUGUUUAUAAAUGUACAGUACCUGACCGAACUCCUACUGAAGAAAAACAGAACGGAGAGGUUCUUCACGGGCUACUUAAAGCUGAAAGAGUUUCCGAUCAGGAACAAGUUCAGUAAGUGGUAUGUGAGCCUGUCUGAAUACCCGUGGAGCAAGUACCCGCCGUUCUGCUCCGGGACCGCCUACGUCUUCUCCAGCGACGUGGCGAGCCAGGUGUACAAUGUCUCCGAGAGCGUCCCGUUCAUCAAGCUGGAAGACGUGUUUGUGGGGCUCUGCCUGGCCAAGCUGGGGAUCCAGCCAGAGGAGCUGCACUCCCAGCAGACCUUCUUCCCCGAGGGGCUGCGCUUUUCCAUCUGCCGCUUUAAGAAGGUGGUGGCCUGCCACUUUGUCAAGCCCCAGGAGCUGCUGGCCUACUGGCAGGUGCUGGAGGCUUCGGAGAAUAAAGGCUGCCCAGGUGUCUAGUCUGGGGUCGAUCUGGAUGGCCGUGCGGGGUAGGGAGGGUGCAGGACGGCGAGGGCGCUCCAGAGCCGCGCACGGUGAACCAAUGAGCUUAGAUGCAGCCAGCGUGGCUCCUCACCUGCGCCCCUGCGCUGGGAUCCCAUCUCUCAGCACCCACGCGAGGUGCUGUGCGCUUGACACAGGUGCAUCUGCCGACUUCCGGGCGUGUGUCUACAUGAAGCUCUGGAUGCUGCCAUUCCCCUUUUCAGAUAAGGAAAAGCAUCUGAAGAAUCCCGGUCACUCGUCUGCAGCUGGCCUCCCAGCCCCUUUUCAGAGUCCCCCGAGCCCCGCUCCCACCCUGAGGCUUUUUAGUGCCGAGCCUGGGACCCACCGCUCCCUGAACUGAGGCCCCACAGCGGGGCACCGAGUCCCCGUUCGUGAAGGACUCCGAAGCACGUCUCCGGAGACCCGCUUGCCUGCAAUCGCCCUGACCACACCGCUGACUUCCCCAUGAGCACCACGGCAGCCAGUGAGUGUCCUCCUCUUGCACUGACAGGACGACAGCGCUUUGAGUCUCCGAGCUCAGACUGUCUGCCCAGGCUUCCGGGGCUUUGCUGGGUUCCCUUGGAUCUUAGUCGAGCCCCUCUCAGGGACCCCUUGGGCAUAAAGCGCCCACGGGCCCAGGUCCAGGGCUGGCUCCCUGUGCCUCGGUCCCAAGCCUGAGCCCAGCUCGUGUGCUGAGCUUGUCCUGUGGCCAAGGAACCACAGGGUGCCCUGGUCUGGAGUUCAGCUUUGCAUUUUUUGUCUCCCUGGAGGUUUUCAUGAGCCUGUUUAGCAAGCCUGUGUGAAAACUGGCAGGUUUGUGCGUGUCCGGAGCAUUGCAGAGCGGUCCUGCUCCGCACCCUGGGAAAGCUGCCGCUGGAAGCUGGUGCUGUCUUCCUCUGGCGCGGAGCCGAAGAACUUUCUGUGCUCUGCCUCCCUGCGAUGCUCCCGCCGCCGCCCCAACACCCCUGGUGUCCAGCUGAGGAAACUGAGGCACAGGCCCGGGCGGAGCACCUAGGUUCUGGAAAUGAAGGAAGCAGCAGUGGGGUGCGCCGCAUGCUGCUGGGCCUCCCCGGGCCUGUGGGGCUCGCGUCACCAGCUGCUCCAGCUGCACUUUUGGGGCGCUUUCUCCACGUUCCCAAGCCGUGGCAUCACACCCAGGCUCCGCAGAGAAGCCCCUUGGGGUUUCGGACUCCACUGCCAGCUCCUCUCACCACCUUGUGGUCAGAACCCCUGCGCGGUUCUCACUCGUGGGCCCCUCCCCUCUGCCUGGCCCCGUCUCACCCCUUAUGGUGAAGCCUGUCUGGCCCGUGAGCAGCACCCUGUUCAGGGACCCAACUCCCCAAGCUGCUGGUACCCUGGGCGGUUCUCGGUCCUCACGGCAAUGCUGCCCCCAUCCUUGCUCACCCCAGCUCUAGGACCCCACGUGCUCUUAGCUACCCCCUCUGCCAUGAUCGUGUGGGCCCGGCGUCCCCCGGCUCCGCCCCGGGCUCCACGUCUGUCCUCGAGGCCUCAUCCUGUGCCCUGGCCCUCAUGUCCUCCUUACGUUCCUGAUGCCCGUUGGUCUCCAGAGAGAAUGUCCUCUGGCUCCCCAGUCUCCCUUGUCCCACUGGCUGCUUGGUUUCGCUGGAUGAGCAGAUCCCACUCUGAACUUCGGGUUAACCCUGGCCACCCAUACCUGCAGCCUCGCUGUGUCACAGCUCAGCCCCUCCAGCCUUCUGUGGAGCCACCUCAGGGCAGGACGCUGGCGCCUUCAGUCACAUCCGCCCUGCAGUCACAGCAGCUGCCUCCCUCGCUCACGUCCUGUCUCCUCACCGCAGUUCCAGCAGUAGCCCUGAGCUCCCAUCUCCCUAAGCCCUAGGCCUCAGUCCCACGGCCAGGCCAAUCUCUCCUCCCAGCACCCACAGGCACAUGGACCCACAGUCUGAAGCCAAACUCCAGACCUUCCUCCCUCGAACCCAGCUUCCCCCAGGCCCAGAGCUCAGGAAACGCCUCCAUCUCUGUCCCUUAAGGUCUGCGCGCCAAGGCCAGCCUUGUGACCGGUUCCUGUGGGUUUGGCCUCUUCUCCCCAUGUCCACCCUGGUUACCUCUGUCCAGACCACCACCUUGGUUCAGCCUGACUCAGGCCCUUGGGGCUGUCACUUCUGUCCUCCACUUUACCUCCAGAUGAUUGUUUUAAAAGGAAGUCAGGUUGGGAAAUAAGAUACCCAGAGAAGCUGAGUGGCUUGUCCCCAGGUGCCCUGUCCCUGGAAUGGCGCAUCCUGGUCUGGGAUCAGCAAGCUUGGAGGCCACCUCCCUACAGACUGCAGGAGCGUAACAGUUCCUGAUGUCCUGGCCUAUUUCAUAACCUCGGCUUGCAGAGUUCUCUGUGGCCAUGCUGUCCAACCUGCCUGGCGAUGCCUGACUCCGCCGGGCACCCCGCACUGCUACAGCUAUUCCAAAGGGCUGGCACAGAGCUGAAAUGGGUUUUUAAGCAAAAUUAAUUAAUUUUCAUGCCAAUUUCUGAUUCCUUCGAGGGUAGUUAUUUUUGUGCAGAAAAAUUAUGCACACGUUUACAUUGGUUUUCAAAGUAAUGUGUUGCACUUUUUCCCGGCUUUAAACUUGAACUAGCAAAGUAGGUGGAAGGGUCCCUGGGUGUGCUUUACACACACACGUGCACACACUUGGCAUGUGGCAGCCCUAGCGGACUCAGAUCAGAGUGUGGAUUCAGUCUGCUCUCUGGGAGGCACAGCUGGCUUCUCUGCCCCUUGCAGGGACCAGGCAGAUGCAGUCCUUGCAGUGCUGCAGACCCCCAGUGACCGGAGCCAGAAGAAACAGGUGUGGACACCAGGCUGCUGUGCACCCGCGAGGGAAGCCUGUCUUUGUGGGCUGUCUGUCAUUAUAACCAAGCACAGUAGACUAAGUAAUUUCUAAGGAGUAGAAGUUCACUUGGCUCAUAGUUCUCAAGGCAACCCUGGCCUUUUUAAGUUUUUAAAAUUUGAGACAGAGUCUUAUUAAGUCCCCAAACUGCACAGGCUGGACUCCGACUUCCUGUCCUCCCUCCUCAGCCUCUCAGAGGGUCACAGGUACACACCACUCCUGGCUUCUCUUGCUUUUCUCAUAAAACCACUAGUAGCAGUACCCUGCCUAGGGCCGGGGAUUUAGCUCAGCGGUUCGGUGGCCUGCCUUGCAAGUGCAAGGACCUGAGUUCAAUCCCUGGGACCAAAACACAAAAAACAAACCAGUACCCUGCCUAACCCGACUCAUCUACCAGAGUUUCAACUCCAAAUGCCACCGGCACGUGACUUCAGGGAUUUCAGUCCCAACACAGGGAUGUCCGGAAGAUGCACAGCAGCCCACAGGAAAUCAGUGUGGGGAGAGGAGACCGCUUCCUAGGCCAGGCGAGUCGUUAGGGAGACCUGGUCUCUUCAGCCCUGUGGCACAUCUCAGGUGUCUCCUCCAGCUUUGAACCUGGCCAUGCGGCUUGCUGGCUCUGGAACUGGGGCUCUCACUCUCUGUGGACCUCAGGUUCUGCCCCUCACUCAGAGCAGCCACACCUUCCACCUCGGAAGUUUGUGUGCAGAGCGGGAGUUACCUAAGAGACCUCCCCUCGCGUUGUCAGCACCCCUGGGCCUGGAAUUGCUGCGGAAGGAAUUGGCAAGUGAUGCGCACGUAGAGACGAGCUGAGUGGAAGUAAAAUUAAAAAGUUUACUUUGCGGGCAAAGGUCGAUCGCACUCAAAAAAGGCAGUGCCGGUGAUCAGCCUUGUACUGGGCUGCAGCUCCUUUUAUAGGGGUUUUCAGCUUGAUCUCAUUCGGGUGGUUACAUUUCAUUUCCUCAGUUCGCAUCACGGUCACAGGAGAGUUCACUUUAACCAAGACGUAGCAGUUCCUUGCAGUUGUGCUGUUUACCUUGAUAUUCGUGUAGGCAUCUGCUCUAGCACCCAGGAAGCGGGUGUUCACUGUCAGGAAUGAGGCCGGAUGUCCCAUUUCACGGUCAGUGCUUCCAGUGUCUGUUAAUUUUGAACCAAACAGAGCAGAUUGCUGCUCGAGAAGGCAGAAGUCAUUAUACGUUUUCCUAACAACAUUUUGUGGGUUUUUAGAUUAUUUACCUAAGUUCCUCCGUCAGAAUGGGGCACAGGCCGAUGCCCAAGCUUCUGUUUUGAUGUGGCAACCUACAGCGUGGCCUGGCAGUGAUGGGCUUGCCUGGUUACUGCCCUGAAUAUUCUUGAUUGGUGGGGAAAAGUUGUGUGGCUUCCAGUGUAACGGUUUUGAGGGAGAAAGUCUGAAGAGACAGCAUGCCAGGCGUGACACGGGUGUCAUGGGAAUGCAAGUUGUAGUCACUUCCCCUCGUGCCAUGUUCCCCUCAGGUGCUGGGUUGAGGCAGUGAAUUCCCCUUCUGCUCUUAGGGGUGAGUGAGGGAGAUGUGGGAAGGGCCCAGGUGGCCUGAACACCCGGCUUCCUGGUCUUCAGAAUCUAGUGGUCCAGUGUGAGGUUGCGUGAACCUCACCCCAGGCCACGUUACUGGGACAGAACCUAUGUGGGUGUCAAGGUCUGGUGCCUGGAUUUGAAUUUCAGCCCCUCACUCCACUGAGGGACAACUUCUUUGUCUUUGCUUUAUCUUCGUUUUCUCUUCUGAAAAAUGGGACAAUGGGCGUUCCCACCUCCCGGGGUUCCUGUGUGGGUUAAAUGAGACAAUAGGAACUGCUCAGUGUCCCAUAGUAGGUGCAGUUAAGGGAGGCGCUCGUGGUUCUGGUCCGGCGUGGGCUGUGUUUCAGUGGCGGUACGAUGGUGCGCACAGCACCACCUCUGGGUGCAGAAGCGGUGACUGAGGUCCAUGGACCUCUUGAGGGCUUCGUGUCAUCUCUGGUUCCUCUCCUUCCUUCAGCUCCCUCUCUUUGCGGUGCUGGGGAUGAAAGCUGGGCCCCCCAGGUCCGUAUGCAUGCCGAGCGUGUGUUCUGCCACUGAGCCCCACUCCAGCCCCCCUUUCCUCCUCCGCACCAUCCCUGGGGCUCUUGGAGAAAUUCUCCUGCCCAGGAUACGCUGCACAGCACAGGGCACCGUGCUCUGGGCUCUGCUGGUUGGGGGAUGCGAUGAUCUGAACGUGGCAGGGGAAAUCCUGGGGUGUGUGCAGCACUGAGGACCAAACCAGCCAGCCCUGCCUUUGAUGAGACAACCAAGGCUCAGAGCAGUAGAGGACUUGGCCAGGCCUUCUGUAUGUGGCACGCACAGGACCAGCGCCGGGUGUUGGAAGCCCCUGCAGGCCACUCAUUCCUGUUCAUCCACUCUCUGGGCAGAUCUGUGCAGGGCCUCGAUGGACUGGCACAGGGAGGCUCAGGCUGACGGUCGAUCCCUUCGCUGGAGCUCAGGACUCCCAUCCAAAGGCUGUGUCGGCUCGUCCCUUAGCUGCUGCCCCUCUUUUGUGAGUGUUUCCAUGACUGCCUCUGCUCCUUCCCAGCCCUCUUUGAGGUGCUAAGAUGUGCCCCGGGUCUUUCGUGGCAUUCCUCAGAAACCCCUGUUUACCUGGGGCGCUCCCUGUCCAGCCCUGUGCUGAGGUCACCCAGGUUUCCUAAACUAUGGGCGAACCUCAGCCCUUUCCGGUCAGCCGGCUUCCCUCCCCGCUUCCCUAAAACCUCACGGAGCAGAGCCCUGGGCCCAACACUGGGAAACUAAGUGACUGCAAGUGUGUGUGUGUGUGUGUGUGUGUGUGUGCGUGCGUGUGUGCAACAGAUCUGGGGGUCUUUGACAAGGAACCGGCUCGUUUAUCUCCUGGGGAUGAUGAAGAACAGGUGUUCCCAGUUUCUCAGCUCUCGGGGUGCGAGCGUGGUGUUUGCGAGGUCUCCCUUGCCCUCGCCUUUGCUCAAGCAGUCCCGCACUGACUAUGGGCCAGGGAGUGGGCCACAGCCGCGGCGCUCUGAGAUUUCCCCGUGCUCCAAGCUUGCCUUCAGGCAGAGGGUUAGAAAGGGUGAAAUAAAGCGAAUCCCAGCAUCUGUUGAGCAGGUGUGUGUUUUUCACAAGCAGAAGCUGGGUGUUGCGGUCCUUCCCUCCGUGUUUGAAAGGAAACAGCCAGGCUGUGGUGCCUGCCCCGAGCGCCCCACGUGGAGAGCCCCUGGCUCUGUGAUGGACUCAAUUAUUCUCCAGCCUGAUUUCAUACGACAGCCGCCAUGCAUCCUGCUGAAAAUAGAUGAGAUGAGGUUUACAUUUUCUCUGUGUCUCCCGUCCGGAAGUAUUUUUCUUUUAGAGGUGAAUUUCCACCUCUUGUCAUAGCAGAAUGGCAUUUUAGCCACUGCCAUCACACCUGGCUUGUUUCAUUUCUGUGUUUGUUUUUCGGCGCUUGGCAUGGAACCCUAAGCGUCUACACUGAGCUGUAUCCUGCCGUGCUGUUCGCGCCAUCCUCUCUCCUACCUCCCUUGAGGUCAGUGCCCCCUAUGUGUGAAUUGUGGGUGGCGUUCACCUAGCUGGGGACAUAAACACAAGGCUGGCGGGCUGAGGUCGCAUCCUUCAGUCCCCAGAAGAGGUAAAGCAAGGAAGCGGUGAUAUCCACGGUUACCUUCUGCUUUGCAAAUAAAAAAAAAAAAAAAAAAAAAAAAAUUAGCUGGGUGGAUCUCUUUUACUUGGACAAAUAAGAUGUCAUAAAUACCCAACACGACUGGAAGUUACUGAGCACCCACAGAGACUUCUUUGUCAGAGUUUGCCUUUCCUAAAAGAUAAGAAAUGAAAAAGCAUUUGUAUGUCACUGAAUGAUACUUAAGCCGUCAUUUCCUUGUAUGUUAAGGGGAUCUUCUUCUAGAGUCUCAUGUAUCACAUGCAGGAGCAUGUAUUUGUAUUUAUUUAUGAUUUGUUAAAUAUAGUAUGUAUCUUCAAUGAACACGUUAACAUAGAAUCAUGUGCUUGACUCAGGUAGCUCUGAGUUGUAAAUACAUAAGAUAAACUUGCGCUCUUCCCAGAAAGUCAGCAGUGUGCAGUUGAAAAUGGACAUUUUAAUGUUCGCAUUGAUCUUUUCUAUAUUUAUUUUGCGUUUGGAAAAAUAUUUUUUUAAUUAACCUCUGAUUUGAUAUGUUUAAAGCUACAGUGAACAACCUUAGUGUGAUGAUCUCUGUAAGCCAUAAGGACUUUGGUUUCUCUUGGGCUGGGAAGCAAUUCAGUAGCACUUUACAGUUUGGAAAGUCUUUAUGGGGCUGGUUCUAGGCGGGCAGGGAAAGGUGAGGUCUCCUGUUGGGAAUUGUAAGUCAAGGGCAUUAUGAAGCGGGCAUCUUUUGGAAUGUUGUUCUCUCAGGUAUAUUUUUCUAUCAUUGUUUAAGAAAUCACGAAUUAUAAGUUUGAUAUGAUUGGACCUUUGGUGUCUUGGAUAGUAACUCAUCUUUGAGGUACUGAUUGGAUCCUUGAUGUUUCAAAGUGUCAUUUCGAUGGAAAUAAAAUGGCUGAAGCAGAUCAUUAGCAUUAUUUCUGGCUUUCAUGUGUAUUUGUCACAAUUCUUGUGGUACUGCAGACCUGGAACUCUUUGUCUCACUGACCCUCCUGUGACAAAGUGGGGACUGUCUCUGGUCCCCUAAAAGGCUGGUCCUCUAUGCCUGCCUGACUCCUCUCCCCCCCUUGAAGAGAUGGACUCUGUUCCCACCGUCAUCUCUUCUCUUCCCCUACAGCCCUAACCUUCCCCCCUUCUAGAACAUUCUCUCACACUCCCUCUCCUUAUGAGGUCGUUGGCCCAUCCACAGUACCUUGAUCAACCUUAGUCACUGCCAUUAAGGUUCCAUCUCAAAACACAGUCACGUUCUGAGGCACUGGGGGGGGUUAGGGCUUAGCAUAGGAAUUCUGGGGAACACAACUCAGUCAUAAGAGUCAUCUCUGUGUAGCCUUUCCUGCCUCAAGCAAUCCUUCGUUGUCCUCCAUUUUCUUCCUGUCACUCCUUCAUUCUCACAUUGCAAUGUGCUUUUACCCAUCCAUCCUUUCUCCCCAGAGGCUGUAAAUUCUCUUCAUUGUGCCUCUUGUCCACACCUCCAAAGUACAGACAGCAGUGUUGCUAAGCAGUGUCCAGUUUUAUGAUCCAAGUUGAAAGAACAGAGAUGGAGAGUACUGGAUUUUAUGGGCUGAGGGAUGGGCCUAGGACUCCACUGGCCAGGAAUAAAUGGUGGGGCUUUUGGGUGGUUCCAACCAGGAGAGGUGGGGGGAGGAGGAAGGGCAGUAGGCUCCAGGGUCUUGGCAGGAUGAAUGAGAGGGUGCGGCCGGGCUCAGUCUCAGCACCUUCUGAUGAUUGUGACAUGGCCUUGGGUCUUGAGCUUGAGUUCGUUUAUCUUUGCCCUAGGCCAAGAAGUCAUAGCUGCUUCAAAGACAAGUCAAGACCAUCCUUCCCCUCCUUCAUGAGGACAGAUAGGAGGGAAAGGGGUUUGAUAAACCAUAUGGGAAUAUAGCCCAUCUCAGAGACACCUUAAAUUUGGGGGUGCUGGCAUAGGGUCUCCAGGAUUUAAAUUUUUCUAACAAAGCCAUUGAAAAUCUCUUCUCUUACCAUGUUGCGCUGACCCAUCCUGGGUGCUACCUCAAUAUGGUAAACACUGUUCAGAUAUUAUUAGUCUACAAGGAUGCAAAGUAGACUCUUCAUAUAAAUAACAGACUUUGAAAAAAUAUCCUUUGGCUAGGAUAGUUUUAAUGGUAAGUGAAAGAAACUAACUGUCUGGAAUCAAAGAGGCAGUUUAUUGGCUCAUCGAGUUGGCAGGUGCCUGGGGACCUCAUGGGCCAAAGGGAAAGCUAAGAUGUAGAGGAGACCCCAAGGAUGCACCCUGAGAUUUUGGGUGCAAGCAACCUCAUUGUCUCCUGUGGAAUCCAGAAUCCAAGUGAGGGAGACCAAGGCCCCAGGCGCCCAGCCUACGGAAGGAGAGAAUUUCCUUACCAGCUUUGUGGUUCAGUCUGCUGUGUCACAGGUCCACACCCCAGAUCAGUCAGUGCUACAGAGGGGAGGAAGAAGAGUGCUACUCAGACCAAUACAAGCUCACAAGAGAUGGUUGGGCAAAGCUCUGAAGACAGAACCAAUAAAUCAUGGUCGUAAGACGGAUGUGGUGUGCAUAUAUCUUUGAGAGAAGAUUCUAGAACAUUCUUCUUCAAACCUACUUCUUAAGUUACUGUCUAAUUUCUCUUCCCAUAAGUUCAUUAGUCCUGAAAAUCUUAAAUAGCCAGCUAAAAAUAACUUUACUAUGCAUUAGUAAUUGAUUAUGGACACUAGUUCAUUUAAUUCCUGUCUGAAUUAUGGCUACAUUUAUUCAUACUUUAUGACAGACAUAGUGACGUCACUUGGACUAUUAAGACCCCAAAGGAAAUAACCAGUGACAUCACCCUUGCCUUCACAUUGGCCUGAUGAUUCCCUCCAGUUAUUCAGAACAGGGAAUGAACAAAGAAACUAGUGUGGUCAUGAAAUCAUUUGGUUCUUCUGUUCUGUGAAGCAGACCUAUAAGGAACUAACAGAAAGGUAUCAUUUAGGUGGGAAAUCACAGGGAUACACACCCUUGGCUGUCUUUACAGUUCUAGGUUGUUGUAUUUUGCAUGUGUAGCCUUCAUGCCAAUUUCAACAACCCACGACAGAACAUUCUUUUUGCCUGGCACCAAGGCCAACCGGGAGGCCACUCCCAGACCUCGUUCAACAAAUACAGAUGCUCCUUGCUGUUCUCUCCUUACCUGAAUGCUGGUGUGCUCUGCAGCCUUUGGGAGCCUAGUCCCUUGUCUGUACAGACCGAGAUUGGAACUCAACAGAUUCCUUUCAGUGAUGAGAACCAGCUGCACCUGCCGCGACCACUCCAGUGGAAUCUGUGUGACAAUGCCGACCACCUGGCAGAAACCGGAUCUGAGGUAUUGUCCCCUCGGGGUCAAGCCUCCUGGAGGUCCUUGGCAUGCACCACAUUAAAAGUCAGCCAAAGAAGGAAUCGUUGGUUUCUUCGCCUGCAGCUUGGGGACAAUGGGUUCUGUUACAAUUUUGAUUUAUUUUCUAUUGAUCUCUGUGUGUUUGUGUUUUUUGAAAAUGCCUAGUGGUUUUCAAGAAGGAGAAGGAUUAGAUGUACCCAAAGAUAUGGAGGAUAAGAAUGUCACUGUUUGGACACAGCCUUCUCAGUCAAAUAAUAACUGAACAGAAGGUGCAUUUGAGGGGAAUAUUUCUUUUAAGGAAAUAGUUCUCAGGAAAAUAGCAUGUAAUGUUACAGACGUUACUGAUACUUCAUCAGAAUUACCACAUAUUGUCAAACAUCUGAGAAACAAUGAUUCAUUGGGGAAAAAAUGGCCACUGGCAUAUUAUCAGCUAAGAUGGAAAGAAAGCUUAAACUCCUGCUAACUUUUCACAAUGUAUUCUAUAAUGAUGUAUUUGGCAGGCGCCAACUCAGCAAGCGGAAAUAGAUGCCUAGAGAGAUCAGCUCA